UUCGGCGAGGCGGACCCACUUGGUAGUGGUGGAAGCGACCAGGAUCACACCAUGCCCAGCACCGCCAGCAGCUCUCCGAGGCAGUCGCGUGCACAUAAGGACGUGGCAAAGAAGUGGAAGUGUCCCUACUGCGACAAAUCGUUUCGGAAGUCUAGGGUACUGAAAAAGCAUGUAACUCUACACACCCAUAAGAGGCGACAUCCGUGCGAUUUAUGUGAGAAGUCAUUCGGCCAAAAAUAUCACCUAGACAGGCACAGACUUCUACACACGGGCGAAAGACCCUAUCAGUGUGCCGAAUGUAGCAAGCCUUUUACAACUAAAUAUAAUCUAGAUGCACACUUUAGUAGGGCACAUCUCAGUGAGAAACCUCACCAGUGUCAAAUGUGCCAUCGUCGUUUUGCUGUAAAGUCUGACCUUGCUAUGCAUCUCAAGAGACUGACUCCAUGCGUUUUGCCUAGAGAAGUACCCUUGUCCAGCACAUCGAUGCCGGAGUGUGCGGCGUCGGCCGCUCAGCAGGACAUAUACUGGUGAGAAAAAGUACGAUCAACGUGAAAAAGGUUUUACCUGUUUUACUUAUGCAGGUGCUCUCACUAAACACGUUCAAACCCAACACUCUGAACGCCCCCAUACAAAGGUAUUUUUUUGUGGUUG
This is a messenger RNA of Frankliniella occidentalis (western flower thrips), 651 nucleotides long. RefSeq names its product gastrula zinc finger protein XlCGF49.1-like. The transcript has a single exon. The record is from RefSeq and is a predicted model, not a curated record. NCBI's taxonomy places the organism in Eukaryota, Metazoa, Arthropoda, Insecta, Thysanoptera, Thripidae. Gene Ontology annotation, cellular component: nucleus. Bases 52 to 531 code for a protein of 159 amino acids. Gene Ontology annotation, molecular function: metal ion binding.